This is a messenger RNA of Trichoderma harzianum CBS 226.95, 879 nucleotides long. RefSeq lists its product as hypothetical. Gene Ontology annotation, biological process: regulation of transcription by RNA polymerase II. Lineage: Eukaryota; Fungi; Ascomycota; Sordariomycetes; Hypocreales; Hypocreaceae. Gene Ontology annotation, cellular component: nucleus. The coding region runs from base 1 to 879 and encodes 292 amino acids. The record is from RefSeq and is a predicted model, not a curated record. Gene Ontology annotation, molecular function: DNA binding. The transcript is spliced from 3 exons.
AUGGACCCGGACGGCAAAGGUCCUUUUAGACCCGGCGCCACCGAUCCCCUCCUAGGGAAUGAGACAUGCGGAGAAGAGCAUCUUGGCUUCUCGGAGGCUGUAGCAAAUGCAACUACGAAUCAAUCUACGGGAUACAAUGCGUACAUGCCACAGGAAUGGGUAGUUGGGUCCACCCUUGAUCCAAGCAUGUUACAAAGAUUGCCUCUUACGUCCCCUGAGGUUGCCUUGCACACCCCCGAUCCAAGCAUGUUACCAAGCUCGGAUCUUACGCCCCCUGAGGUUGCCUUAGGUUCGCCUUUUGGAGUCCAAGAGCGAACAACUGGUGAAACGAGCAAUGAUUUAUACGAAGCAGAGGAUCACAUGGCUGCUCUUGACAAUUCGUCUCCCCUUUCUUUUUCUUUUUCUGAUUUCUCGUCUUCCGAUAAGAGUUUUGAGAAUGAGUUCGAUGCCAUGAAUUUAGACACAUCUGGACCUUUGACUGCAGGUACUUUGGUGGAAUACCUUCCUUCUUCAGGGGCUGAGGCCGACUCGAUACCUCCAACUGGGUCUCCAACCGUGGCUUUGCCUUUUGUGUGUGAUAGAGAUGGAUGCUCAAAGUCUUUUGAGAAGAAUUAUCAGCUCAAUCGUCAUUUGGGAUGGCACGACAAGAAGCUGCAAUGCCCUCUUCAUCCGGGUUGUGAUAAGCGUUACCAGUACAAAAAGGAUCUUGAGAAGCACAUCUGGAGUCACCACCAAAGUUGGGCUGAGAGUACCGGCCGUCCUCCAAUUCGAACCAAGUGCAAGAUGUGUGGGGUCAUAUUGGAGCGGCCAGACAAUGCCAAGCGCCAUAUGGAUGAAGUCCACAAGAAGAUCAAGAGAAGGCGAGGUCCAGGGGGUUAG